Molecule: messenger RNA, 5740 nt
Organism: Hemibagrus wyckioides
Lineage: Eukaryota; Metazoa; Chordata; Actinopteri; Siluriformes; Bagridae
Gene: syn3
Product: synapsin III
Exons: 14
Coding region: 259-1893 (544 amino acids)
Biological process (GO): neurotransmitter secretion
Cellular component (GO): synaptic vesicle membrane; synaptic vesicle
Molecular function (GO): ATP binding
Source: RefSeq, a predicted model, not a curated record
UAGCGCUCUUCAGCAAAAGCGGAGUAGAUGCGACACACGGCGCUCACGUUCCCGGCAUGCACUGGGGAGCUGUAUAUUGAGGAAGCUGUGGCACGGGGAAAUCGAGUAGCUGUUGUGGCGCGAGCGCUGGGAAUCUCCUCAUCCUCAUCCUCAUCCCAGAAAAUUCUCUAAGAAAAAGAAAAAGAAGGGGAGAAAAAAAAAAAAAAACCCGGACGGGACACACUAAGCUCUUCUCUCUCGCCGAUCAACAGCACCACCAUGAAUUACUUGCGCCGGCGUCUGUCCGACAGCAGCUUUGUAGCCAACCUGCCCAAUGGCUACAUGAUGGACUUGCAGAGGCCCUCCGGCUCUAGCGGUUCCAGCAGCUCCACCAGCUCCCCGGCGUCCCCGGCCACGGAGAGGCGUCAGCAGCAGCCUGCAGCACCAGCAGCAGCAGCAGGAGCAGCAGCACCGUGUCCACCUCCUCAACCCGCCUCCUCGGGCACGUUUCUCAGCUCUUUCUCCAGCGUGGUGAAGACCGCUCAGAUCGCCAGUGCUGUGCAGGCCAAAGCUGCUGCUCAUGCUGACAGUACAGCAGCUGCAGCAGCGAGUGCCACCGCUCUGGCCAAGGCUGUAGUCCGCAAGCCCAAAGUGCUGUUAGUCAUCGAUGAUGCACACACAGACUGGGCAAAAUAUUUCCGAGGGAGGAAGCUGAACGGGGAAUAUGAGAUCCGUGUGGAGCAGGCUGAGUUUUCAGAGAUCAACGUGGCGUCCACCGUCAGCACCGGCUGCGUGGUCGAUAUGCAGGUCACUCGAGGUGGCACCAAAGUUGUCAGGUCCUUUAAACCAGAUUUCAUCCUGAUUCGCCAGCACGCCUACAGCAUGACCCCGGGAGAAGACUUCAGAAGCCUUGUGAUUGGUCUGCAGUAUGGCAGUGUGCCGAGCAUCAACUCCCUGCACUCCAUCUACAACUUCUGCAGCAAACCCUGGGUUUUUGCUCAGAUGAUCAAACUCUACCAUGACCUGGGACCAGAGAAAUUCCCCCUGAACGAGCAAACUUUCUUCCCCAACCACACACAGAUGAUGCCAACUCCGACAUUUCCAGUCGUUGUGAAAAUGGGGCACGCCCAUGCAGGCAUGGGAAAGAUAAAGGUGGAGAAUUCGACCGAUUUCCAGGACAUCACCAGCGUGGUGGCUCUCGCCAAAACGUACGCAACUGCAGAGCCUUUUGUCGACUCCAAGUACGACAUCCGGAUCCAGAAAAUUGGCAACAACUACAAAGCAUACAUGAGAACCUCCAUUUCAGGUAACUGGAAGGCAAACACGGGAUCUGCUAUGCUGGAGCAGAUCGCCAUGACAGAUAGGUAUCGUCUGUGGGUGGACUCGUGCGCCGAGAUGUUCGGAGGUUUGGAUAUCUGCGCUGUGAAAGCUGUGCAUGGAAAAGACGGCAAGGAUUAUAUCAUAGAGGUGAUGGACAGCUCUAUGCCUCUGAUUGGUGAGCAUGUGGAGGAGGACAAGCAGCUCAUCGCUGACCUGGUCCUCAGCAAGAUGGCUUUUGCUCUGCUCGGCAUCACCUCUCCUCAGUCCUCCAAUGCCAAGACACAGCCUGGUCCUCAGACGACUCAGCCGAGACGAGUUCAAGGAGGUCCCCGUUCAGGCUCAGUCUCAUCGUCUCAGCCUGCACAGGGAUCUCCACAGCGAACUCGCUCUGCAAACACCUCUCCCAGUCAAGCCUUCCAGCCAGGCCCAAUCCCAGCAGCCCCCUCUCAGAAACAAGCACCACAGCUCAACAAGUCUCAGUCCCUCACAAACACCUUCACGGAGACGCUGAGAGGAAACCCAGCAGACGACGAGGCCAAAGCUGAGACCAUCCGCAGCCUGCGCCAGUCCUUCGCCAGCCUGUUCUCCGACUAAUACACUCGCUCUCACACACACACACACACACACACACCGAGAUCUGCACUUUGGGAACGGAGGUUGUUGUGAAGGUCAGUAGAGUGGAAGUGAAAUCUCUAACCUCAUGACUGAGGAAGAUGUCCAGUAGAUCCAUGUCACUAAUUUUCAUUUUGUCUCAUACUUUUCAAACCUGACUUCUCUUCCUUCUUCCCUGAUCCUGAGUUUCUGAGAUUUAGACUUCCUUUUUAAACCGAAAUUUCAUGAUGGAGAAGAUCCACAAGGGUUCCAUCAUGAAAAUAACCACUUGUUUAUUUAGUUUUUAAUCCCGAGUUCCAGUCCUGGGGGUUUUUCUGCUUAGAGACUUCUGAUUCAGCUCACCGCUUAAUUUGCAGGUUUAGUCGGUGUGUGUUAGAUCUGGAAAAAUCACUAAACCUCACUGGAUUGUGGACCUCCAGCAUUGGAAUUAUGGGAUUUUUAUGUAUAAAAUCAAAGAGGGACUUCCUGUGGACUCAUGGUCAUAACUUAAAACAGUAUAAAAAAUUUCUGUCCAACUUAGUAUCCCACCGUCACCUUCACAAAUAAUUAAAUAAAUAAAUAAUAAUUUUUAAUUUGCUAGUCCAAAAACUAUUGUUUAGCAAAAAUUAAUUGUUUAAUUAUAUGCUAUCCCCUAAAAAUGUAGCAUAUUGUUUUGUAGCUUUUAUUUAUUUAUUUUAUUCUUAUUUUUUCCUGUGUAGCGUAGCAUUUACAGUAUAAUUCUUUCUAAUCUGUCAUUCCUUUAUGAUUAAAUCAGUGACUGAAUUAGCAAAUAGUUAUUAUGUUAUAAUCCCCGUGACACAGGAUGUGUUCCAGGCUAUUAGGCAAUAUUCCACAGUGGGUCUCAUCUUUAUUUCUAAAAAAUGGGUCAGUCUUCCAUUACGAUAUAUAUCUAUAUAUCUUCCCUUUAUAAGUGACGUAUACUUGACAGUGUAAGUACUGUAAAUACUGUAUUAUGUAUUGGGCAUUUGAUCUCCUCUCUGAGCUCUUCUCACUUUCGCGAGAAGGAACUUCACAACAAUAUAAAGGAGAAGGUAAUAAUGAGGCGUGAGUCCCAUCUGAAAGCCAUCAAAUCAUUGAGGCCUUGAUUUACUAAAAUCCCAAAUGUGUAGGGAAAAGAGGGGCGUGUGAAACUAUAUGGAAACGAGGUGCUGUGGAUGGGAUAGCCGUGGCCUGGAGUUGAAACUAAAGCAGGCGUGUUUGUGCAGUUCAGUUUUAAAGGCUGUGAUACAGAUACUAUACAGUAUGAAUGCAGCAUUAAAGUGUGUCAUGUUCAUAAGGAGCAAGCGAAUGACGUCUCUGUUUAAACGCUGAUAGAGUCUGAGGUGUGAACAUGCAGGCUUUUAUGAAACACCUUGAGAGCCUGAGGCCUAGUUUUAAUAAACAUCUUGAAUAUAAUGUAAUGAAUGGUAUCACUUUGUUGGACCUCUGCUAACUGAUGCUGCGUUCGACUAAAGCUCAUAACUCUCAUUUUCUCAAAUUAAGAAAAAAAAACUAGGAAAACAUCUCCCCAAGUCUCUGCUCGGAAACUUGGGAUUGUUUUCUUCAAUGAUGGAUGAUCAUGGUCAUGUUCAUCAGUACAGUUUUUAAAAAAAAAUGAUCUGGUUAACAUCACGCUAAAUCUUGUAUUCCCAGUUCAGGCUUCCCAGUUCGCAGUUGAAGUCGAAUGCAGCAUUAGUGCUCCAUAUUUCACACUUUUAGACAGAUAUUCUAUCCUGUGUUCUUUAAAAACACACACACACACACACACACACACAUGAUUAAAUACAAAAUUUUGUUUAUGUACAAGACACAAUUCUUCAGUCACACACACACACACACACACUAACACACAUAUACACUCACAACACAGAUUCAAACAAACACUCAUAUACACACUCAUUCACUCACUUACACAUACACACUCACUCACUCACACACACACACACACCUUUAGUAAAUCAGGGCCUAAGCGUUUGACCACAUUUAUUUCUACACAAAAGAAACGAUGAGAGUUGAAUAUCUGAGGCCUCAUAUCGCUCGCUCUCAGUGUUUUGUUGAUUUCUGUAUUGUACACUAAGUAUUUUGUGACCAUGAAUUAUUACGUUGCCUGUUAAUGUAAGUAGCUUGAUUUAUUUGACUUGUGGACCAAAUUAUGUGUUCAAAAAAAAAAAAAAAAAGCUAAAACAAAAUCAAGCGUUGCAGUGAUGCUGCAGGUUUUAUUGUUUCUUCUUUUGAGAGAAUGCCUAACGUCAGUGUGAUGUGUUUCCUCUGUCAUUUACAUGCACCUUAUGACGUGCAAUGAAAAGCCAUAAAAUAGUAAAGAGGAACUGUUUCAUGUUUGGUGAUUUGGAGCUGUGAUUUGUUAUAUGUUUAUAUUUUAGGCGCACACUGCUACCUUUCAGUUCUUCUCUAGCUGAUAGAAUAACACAAGUCCAUAUGUAGAUUAUAUGUCUGUACACACCAGAGUAAUAAUCUUAUAGCCAGAAAUAGUCAAAGCAAUUGAAAAUGAUCUGUUCACUAUAACGUUGAUGUGGUAUAUAUUACCUGAAGUGUGUAACUAAUCUAUAAACUUUCAAUGCAUUUAUUUAUCCUGGUUAAAUAAUGAUUAAUUAAUUAUUUAUUAUUUUAUCCUCUAAAUCCAAAUGAAAAAGAUUGUGUAUUUAUGUAUGGAUGUAUUUAUUUAUCCUGGUUAAAUAAUGAUUCAAUAAUUAAUUAUUUAUUAUUUUAUCCUUUGAAUCCAAAUGUAAAAGUUGUGUAUUUAUGUAUGUAUGUAUUUAUUUAUCCAGGUUAAAUAAUGACGAAUUAAUUAUUUAUUAUUUUUUUCCUCUGAAGCAACACAAAAGGUUGUGUAUUUGUGUAUGUACGUAUUUAUUUAUCCUGGCUAAAUAAUGAUGAAUUAAUUAUUGAUUAUUUUUUUCCACUGUAUCAAAAAUGAAAAGGUUGUGUAUUUAUGUAUGUAUGUAUGUAUUUAUUUAUUUAUUUCAAGAUUUUUUUUUUUCUUUUGCAUAUUUUUUUAAUGUGCAUUUUCUUUGACCCCAUGUAUAUUAGCAGAACGACGUUCUUUACGAAGCAUGCCUUGAUUUUUUCAGUAUUGGGCGUGUCGGAGCAUUACAUCGACGAGGUGAUUAGCUUUAAAAUCUGAGGCAUAGCUGUUGAUGAUCUCUCACCUGACCUGCAGUGGCUCAGCUACCUCACGGCUCCGUCUCUCGAAAUGCAAACGACUCACCAGUUCAAAAUUAUGCAGUAAAAGCUGAAGCUCAGAGAACGUGUGUGUGUGUGUGUGUGUGUGUGUGCGCAGGAAACCCACCACGUACCUAGCCGUAGAUUAGUUUCUAGGAUUUUAGGUUGAUAUUCCUCUAGGUUGAACAGAUUAAUGUGGGUCUCAACACAACACAACACAACAACUAUGGCAACGUGAAAUUUACACAAAUGAAGCAAAACCAGCUGAACGUGAAGCAAUUCCACUCACAGAGCUUACAGUGAUUUCACCACCCUUUCACUGCAGUGAGCCUAAAAUAUAUACACACACACAACGCACACUCAACAAUGUACGUACCACAAUACACACACAACAGUACAUAUGCAGAAACAACACACACAACAAUAUAGCCUUCACAAUAUACACACACACAACAGUACAUAUGCAGAAACAACACACACUCAGAAGCAAAACAUACAACAGUACAUAUGCACACACUCGACAACACACACCCCACAAUAAACAAACUCAAGAGCACAUAUGCAGAAAGAACACACACACAUAAUUUAUACACACACACAAAGAACGGUACAUACACAUGCAGAAACGUUAUAAACAACACACACACAAUAAUACACACACACACACACA